UUCGCUUUGAAUAGACUUAAUUUGCUAUGCGUUGCAAUCAUUUCGGCGCACGGCGGGUGUGUACUCGGCAUUUCGGUUGUCUUUUUUAUUUGUUUGUUUAGUUUACUUGCGUAUCGCGAUCGGUUGGAAUACUUUAAACACGCGCUCCUGUGUCUUGUUCAGUGCUAACAUCAACAUAAAAACAAGCAGAAAGUAUUUUUCAUUAGCAUCUAUGGAUUGAUCAUUAAUUUUUUCUGUAAAACGAAUGAUUCAUCAGGUACUCUUAUCACAAUGUCACUGGAGGGCGUAGAAAAAGCAUUGCAAGAAAAUCAGCCUUUCACAGCGGAACAACUGCUCCGGGAAGCAUAUGAUCAGAAGGGUGCAGCAGAUAUUUUCUAUCAGGUGAUACGGAAUGGAUCUGUGCCGGCUUUCAAGUUGCUCCUGACGAUGAACAUCUGUAACGACACGGAAACAUUUCUGCAAUGUUCCAACGCUAUGAUUGAGCUGGGUGUUAAAAAUGUAUCAAUUUCUUGGGAGAUGAGUCAACAUCUACUGUAUCGAAUCUCCUCGUACGGACUGCGCAAUUUGAGUGGCGACCCCGUUGUUACCAAAUCUGAAAGCUAUUGGAAAGAAUCAAUUGCCCUGAUAAGCCGGUGGGUUCACGAGCUACGGAAGCGGGGGAAAUGGUACGAGUUUCUGGCAGUGGACGAUGAAGUGAUGUUCCGCAUAGCAAUGAUCCAUAACCAGCUGUAUUUCAUUAAGAAUCAUCCCGCCCUGUUGCGACUGCCGCUGAAGGAAUUAAUUUUUUGUUUGGCAGUGUUCAUACAUAUUUUUAGCGAAAUUCCUGGAAGUUUCGCGUUCAGAACAGUGCUCAACAAAAGAAAUGUGAUGCAGUUUUUAAUUGCCAUUGUGGCGCAUCUUGAGAGAAUAAGGCAACAAGAAGAAGAAAAAGGGCGUGGAGAAAUGAGGAAAACAAAACCAAAGAAGAUGCACGUUAUGAAAAAGUUGCUGAAGACUUAUCGCAGAACUAAACACAUUUACACGACGUUCAAAAUAAUUCUCGGUGCGCAAAUAUACAGACAGUUUAGUGACAAGGAUUAUGAACGCGCCAAUGCUCCAACGACAGUUGCCGCCAUGAAACGGUUCAUACAAAUAUUUGGAGAAGCGAUCAAAAAUACCGCAGACAGUCCUAAUCUGUCCACGAAGUUGCACAACACCCUCUACGGUAUGCUGUCAGAGUCGAUCUCAUUGAAUUCGAAGUAUAGGAAUUUCUCCAGUCACGGAUUUCCCCUUUCUUAUCUGUACGUUCGGGACACUGAGCAAAUAUUCUACUACAAAAAUUUACCUGAUUACAUUUUUCUAAUCGAGGUGUCGAUGCAGAUCCUUUGUGUGUACACUUUACACGACAGCAUGCGUUAUCAGUACGGGAUGAUGAGACGAUGUCGUUCGAUCGAGGAUUUGCGUGCCCUCAUCGUGUACGCUUGUGGAAAUGAAAUAUCGGAUCUCCAGGAGUUUUUGUUCAAGCGAAUUACGUCUUAUCUAUGUUUGGUCAAAAAUGAUCUGAAGGAGACUGAAGGGGAUGCUUUGUCCGAAGCAGAACGUAAAGAUUUGGGUGAUGCUUGGGAUAAUCUUAAUAAAAAAGUAGUUCUGGUUGAGGAAUUGCGCAAAAUGCAGUUUCAUCGGACAAGUGCAGUAACAGAAAUCAUCGCUUUUGCCAAUGGUAACAUCAGCUCGAUUCACCGUUUGCUGGAUUCGAAAUUCACAGACAGUUCGAGUUCACGUGAUGUCUUCACGAAAAUUAUUGACAAUUGGGAGACACUCUCCCCGCCGGCUUUCCUGAGUAAGGAUUACCGGGGGACUAUCGUGCAAUCAUAUGUGCAUAGACGACUCGAGCUGGAGCACGACCAUUCCGAAGAGUGGAGAUACCGAGAGAAGAGUCGAGAGAUUUUUGAGUUCUUUAUGAGCGGUUCGAAUCUGGAUGGAGACACUCUCCGGAGAUUAGAGGACGAAUUGCACACAGUGUUGUGUAAGUCUCAAAAUGGGUACUAUUUGAACAUUUUCGAUCUAAACUGCAAAGCGCAUGCCAUUAAACUCACGCUGAAGGAAGCCUUUACUGGACCGAAGAAAUCAAAAGAAUUCAAACAACGAAAGCUUGAAUUUAAGUCCAAGUUGGCAGAACUUCGAAGGCAGGAUAAAAUACAAUUACGGGAAAUAUUUCAAACACUAAUAAGUAACAUUCGUCAAUCAUUUUUGCGAUACGGCUGUGACAACAUCGACAAUUUUAUCCAACACCGAAACACAAUACCGCUAAAGGCCCAUUUUGCCAUUCAGUAUUGGCAGCUGCAGGUUAUGGAAAUAUUAUGUGGAACCGGCUUUUUCGGGGAUAAUUUCAUCACUUUGACAAAGUCACUGCCAAUGAUGUGGGGUAGCUCCUACCGAAACUAUCUUGCCCAUGAUUCUCUUUCGUACCAUUUACUAACUUCCAACGAACCGGUAGAUAGUCUCGUUAAUGGAUUUGUUCUAGCUUGGGAAUGUGAUGAUUUGGAUAUUUUCGGAAAGAGUCCUAAAUUCGGGCUGGAUGGUUUAGUGACGAUCGAACGGGAUGGUUUCCACUGGUUGGAAACACAACGCGAUUUACUCUCCGGUAUUCGACAACGAAAUGUAUCACUUAUUGAGAAGAGCUUAGUGCGGGGAGCUGAAUUAACUGGAUUCUAUCUACAAAACCUUGGAUGUUUCCUUCGAAUAAACCAAUAUGGAAUACCGCUGAUAAGUGCGCAUGAGAUGCUUACUGUCGACGAUCUGGAUCCGAUUCUGCCCGUACUGAACAAAUGGGACCCGCACAAAGGAAAUUUGUUAAUCAAUGGGAGAUAUGACCUUUUAGCAGCAGUUAAUUUGCAACGUUUUGAUGACUUAUCUACCCAGGAAAUAAUCGAACAGAUUGAAACGACCCAGCCUCAACUUAUGAUGCCUCUCGUAGGUGCAUUGCUCAACUAUUAUAAAACUCUGAAUAAUUUUCAAGCCAUGGAAGAGCUACUUAAAAAAUACGAAGAGAAUACCACUCUGAUAAUUUCAAUGGCCAUAGGUUCGACGGAGUCCGGGCGGAGUUUUCUAGAACCGCACAUUAGCUACGAUUAUAACAUUUUCAACGAGCUGCAAGAUUGGGAACUGGAUCGAUUAUUCACGGAAACUCAUCCCGCCUCUGAUUAUGAGCUUGGGAUCACCAUAAGACGUAACGAUAUUGCCAUCUUCAAGCACAUAAUUCAAAAUUGCUACCAGACCUCGCGUUCAACGCUGACAGAGUCGGACCUAGUGGAUGCGCUGGACGAUUGUUUCAGUUUCGGCCGGCUGGAAAUGAUCCGCUGCUUUUUCGCCAUUGGUAUCGGUUGCGAUACUGCUGUUCUCGCCGAUUCACUAUACUCGGCCACAGUUAAGAAUCAAUGGAAAGCUGUGGAACUGCUGCUUGAAAAAGGCGUGGAUGCAAUGAGCGAAGAUGAGGUUGCACUUGAAUACGUAAUCGGCCACAGAAACUUCAAGCUGGCGCGAAAAAUGCUUGUUGACACCAUUCCAGAGCAAUACGCGAAGGACAUUAUCCUCUGCAUGGCUAAGAAGGGAUCUCUGCGUGCAAUGAAAUUUCUUAUGACCAAAGGGGUGAACAUUUGGCAAUGCGAAGGAGUUUUAAGUUCUGCCCUGGGGAAUACUAAUCCGGAGGUGUAUACUCACUUGAAAGAGAUUAUUUUCGCCUCGACAUCGAUCAGCACCAACGACGAGGAACUGAAGCUGUGGAUACGGGUGCUGAAUGAACUGAAAAUUUUGGCAUUUUUGGUUAUGGACAAAAAGUUUUUCACGGCGUUGGUUCAAGAUAUGACUAAGGCUAUGGAAUUGCUGAAUCGUAUGUCGACCUUUCUUAUGAUCGAAGGACGACAUUUUGCGGAAAAUUUCCACUUUGAAAGUGUCUCGGGUCUGCUAUGCACGUAUAUUCCGCCGAUCGAUUUAGACGCCAGAGGAAUAAUCGGAAAGUGUGAUGAAUUCACGAACAGAAUUCGUAAUUUGCCACGCGGUUUGUUAACUAAAAAAGUUGAAUUCAGUGCCAUAUUUGCCGACGAGGUGCGUGUGAUUAAUGCUGAAAUAAAGCUCACGAUGCAUUCUACGCAACCAAUAGGUCACUUUGGUAACGAGCACCAGGUGAUUCAAAUUGAAUUCCAUCCUCACACUGCCGAUGCUAUUAGUUUAGGUCUCAGAGAACUUCUCCUUAAGAUCCGGUAUUUGGUAGCUGUAACGGGAAACGUCAUUGUGCACAGUUUGGACAAUCGUAGACUUGAGCACUUCCGAUGUAUACAAAUCGAAUCAAGCAGCUGUAUUCUCGAGGAAUCGCCCGCAGCGAAUUUGGAUUUAGGGCUGCUGUUGAAUUUUCCUGGAACAAAAUCCGUACUGCAUUCGCUUCCUUCGGAUGUACCAGUAAAACUGACAGAAACUCUUCUGCGCUUUGGAGCUGAUCCAACUUGUAUAGACAAACACGGAAGGACGCCAUUUCGCUUACUGCUUGCUUGUUAUAUGGCGGUGGAACCAUUUGAUCUCAUGUAUCAGUAUUGUGUAAAUAAUGACAUAACCUUUCAAUGUGGAACACAUGUUUUUAACCUCAAAGACGAUGAUGGAUUCACCCCUCUACAUUCCGCCGUUGGUACAAACAACUAUAAGAUCGCGAAGUUUCUACUGUUGAAUGGGGCAGACCCUACCCUGGCGGACUCAUCCGGCGAAGGUGCAGUUCUAGGUUAUGCGGUCUUGAAUCGCAACGUGAACAUUGUUCGUCUCCUGCUGGACCACUGCCCGGCAAUGGUGAACAUGCCGUAUAACAGACAGGGCGGAUCGUUACUUAACCUCGCAGUUAGAAUAAACCACGACUACCUCGUACGUUUGCUGCUAGAACGUGGUGCCAAUUUGUUCUGCGUAGAUAAUGAAGGUUCCUCAGCAAUAGAGCGUGCUAUAGAAGGAUGUGCCAUCGAAUCGUUGCGAGUAAUUCUUGAUUUCGCGGAUGAAUGUGGAAUAUGGGUUGCAGAAGCUGUGAAUAUGAAUGGGAAGUCAGUGCUAGAGUUAGCCAGAGAGAAGUCAUGCCCAGAGCUGCUGGAAAUGUUAGUGUGCCAUAUUAUGAAAUCAGCGAUCACAUCCUUGGUUGCCAUUAAAGAACGCUAUCGAUUAUAGCAGAUGUUGUGGUAAUGGAACAGAAGAUACAACUGCCCCAUCACUUUAUUUUCGAGCUCUUCGCUGACAGCUGCAAAUUUCCUCACGAUAGACGUCUGAAGUUGAACCCAGAUAUCGCGUCAGUGGUUGCUAUUUUUAUAUGUUCUCUGUUGAUAUAUUAUGUUGCAUAUCCGAAUAAAGCUAUAUUUCGUUUACA
Molecule: messenger RNA, 5371 nt
Organism: Toxorhynchites rutilus septentrionalis
Lineage: Eukaryota; Metazoa; Arthropoda; Insecta; Diptera; Culicidae
Exons: 2
Coding region: 271-5175 (1634 amino acids)
Molecular function (GO): protein binding
Source: RefSeq, a predicted model, not a curated record